AUGCCAAAAGAUAUAACAUAUAGCGACUCCUUCGAGGAAUUUAACAACAGCAAUACCCUCGCGGUUUCUCCUUAUAAGGAUAUAUUUUUCAAAGAAAUGACACCGUCCAAGCCAAAUGUGAGAUUUGGGGAUGAUGAUGUUAACAUUUUUGAUCAACGAAAAAAAGUAAACGAAAUCAACAAAAAUAGCUCCAUUAAAAGGACGUUUCAAACGUCAACAAGCACUACUACUACGCCCAAUAAGUCCAGCUUAAAGUCACCAAAAAGUAAAAAAACUUCAAAAGACAUUUUUAAUUAUGGUAAUAAGUCAGAAACGAGGGAAGAAACAUUCAAAGAUGUCAAUGAUGCAGUUAACCGUUGUUAUGCACUUUGUAACAUUCCCACCAAGCAUAUUUCGAUAAAGAGUAUUUCUGACUUGGCACAAACCUUUGAAACCCUUGCUGUGGGUAUAACUCAUGAAACAAAUAGAAAAGCAGAAUGUGAGCGGAGCAAAAACGCAAUAGAUUCUUUGUACUAUCAUGAACAGCUGGAAAAAAAGGAACUCAAUGAGAAAAGCCUUCAAAUGGCAAUCGAUCACCUGCUUAAAGUAACAAAGCAAAACUUGAGACAAGCCGAUGAUAAUAACAAGCUGAAAGAUACAGAAGUACUCAAAAGUUUUAUUGAGGAAAUUGAAGAGGUUGACGAUAAUAAAAUUUCGAUCAACAGCUUAGAACAGCAGCUGUUUGAAGAAAAAACAGCGAAUAACAUUCUGAGAAGAGACUAUUAUAAACUCCAGGAACGUGGUAGACGUUUAUGUCAUGACUUUCAGGAUUUACAGGAUGAUUAUUCAAAACAAAUGAAGCAAAAAGAAUAUGAGGUGCAGAAACUAAAGAAUGAAAUUAAAACUCUUUUGUGCAUGAAUGAUAACUUAAAGGCAGACAGAACACUUCUCUCACAGAAAGAGAAACAGUAUUUUCAAAAAUGUACCUAUAUUGAGAAAUACAUGAACCAUGUCAAGGAAGAGUAUAAUAGAAAAGAGAAUGAAUGCAACAAACUGAAAUAUAUUAUUGACAAAAGCAUGAAAAGAAUAGAGCAUCUGGAAAGGUCGCUACAAUCCCAAAGUACUGUUCAAAACAGUUUCUCGACUGCUACGAUUUUAGAAGAAGGCUCAAAAGAUAUUGAUUUGGAGGAUCGUUAUCAUAAAGUCAAAGAGUUCAUGGAACAAAAGCUACAAACCUCCAAAAUUCAUGACUCUUCCUGCUCUGAAACAGAGGCACUUGACAAUGUACUUGGGCUAAUUGAAAAUACUAUGAAAAAGUUGGACAAAAAUAAUAAGUAUGUCCCAACUACGGCAAAAAAAUGCAUAAAGUAUGUUACUGGCUCAUCAAGAUUUGAUGAAAAUGAGCAUAUAACAAAUUGA
Molecule: messenger RNA, 1398 nt
Organism: Saccharomyces mikatae IFO 1815
Lineage: Eukaryota; Fungi; Ascomycota; Saccharomycetes; Saccharomycetales; Saccharomycetaceae
Gene: MPC54
Product: Mpc54p
Exons: 1
Coding region: 1-1398 (465 amino acids)
Source: RefSeq, a predicted model, not a curated record